AUGAGUUACCGUGGAGGGAGACCGUUAGAUAGGGAAAGAGAGAGAGAAAGAGACAGAGAAAGGGACAGAGACAGAGACAGGGACAGGGACAGAGACAGGGACAGAGACAGGGACAGGGACAGGGACAGGGACAGGGACAGGGACAGGGACAGGGACAGGGACAGGGAUCAUUGGUCAAGAGGAGGACAUCAUAGAGGUAUUAGCUCAAGAUACUCUAGGGACUACGGUAGGGACGAUGGGCACCGCAGCAGCAGCCGUUGGCCUUACGGCAGCAGCAGCAGCAGCAGCAGCAGCAGCAGAUAUCGUCGUUCUCGUAGUCCAUCACGUGACCGUCGUGACUACAAUCGUCGCAUGCAGCAGCAGCAGCAGCAUCAGCAGCAGCAUCAGCAGCAGCAGCAGCAGCAGCAGCAGCAGCAGAAUCGUCGUGGUCGUUCUAUAAGUAAUAGUAGUACAGAAGACCCAUCAUUAUGUACAUCUAGAGGAGCAGGAUCUAUAUCUGGUGUAUCUGCUGCUGCUGCUGCUGCUGCUGCAGCAACAAAUGAUGAUAAUAAUCUGCUGCUGCAGCAAGUAAUGGGGUUUAAUGACUUUAAUACAACAAAAGGAAAAGAUCAUUCUUAUGCAGAUGUUUAUGGUGUUAGUAAAAUCUCUAAAAGAAAAUAUAGACAAUAUAUGAAUAGAAAAGGAGGAUUUAAUAGACCUCUUUCUCCUGUAUUCUAA
Molecule: messenger RNA, 717 nt
Organism: Eimeria maxima
Lineage: Eukaryota; Apicomplexa; Conoidasida; Eucoccidiorida; Eimeriidae
Product: nucleic acid binding protein, putative
Exons: 2
Coding region: 1-717 (238 amino acids)
Biological process (GO): RNA splicing
Cellular component (GO): precatalytic spliceosome
Source: RefSeq, a predicted model, not a curated record